CUCCAUCUUUCUCGCUUUACCCUUCACGUCCACCUUUCUAUCGUUGCUGGCUCGCGUAUUGGCGUCGAUCCUUGUUAUCCCAGUACCCUUUACUCCUCCAUAGACCUUACCGUUCUCGCAUACACACGCAAUGAAGUCCUUUACCCUUCCUAUGGCCGUCCUGGCCACUCUCAGCGUCGCCCGCGCUGAGAUCUCCGUCAGCGAGUGUGCCAACAUGUGUCUUAGCAACAUGCUUGCCAUGUCUCAAGAGCUCGGCUGCGAUGAUGGUGAUUUGGAAUGUCUCUGCGGAACUCCCGACUACCGAUACGGCAUUCGUGACUGCACUACCGAGGCCUGCCCCGGUGAUAAUGCCAAUGAUGUCCUUCAGGCCGUUCUUGACGAGUGCCCAGGCCAGUCAGGCAGUGACCUUACCCUGACUCCCGAUCCUACUUCUACCCAGACCGCGUCUGGCACUGCCACUGGCACUGGUACUGAAAGCGCCACUUCCUCUGCCGGCGCUGGCGAUAACGGUUCGUCGACUAUCUAUGGUGACGAUGCCUCGACUAUCGUCGGCGGCGGUUCCUCGACCGUCGUUGGCGGCGGUACCUCGACCAUUGUUGGCGGCGGCACCUCCACUAUCCUCGGAGACGACACUACUAGCGUGAUUGGCGACGACUCUACGACGGUGGUUGCUAACGGCGCCACAACCGUUAUCGGCGCUGUCACCACUACUGGUGCCAAUGGUGAGACGACUACCACUGAGACUACUUCGACCGGCGGAAGCUCUACCGGUCCUUCUAGCACCGGAUCUCCUUCUCCUACUCAGUCUCCUAGCGGUUCUCCUUCCCCUACCACGACUACACUGGUUACUUCUACUAGCAGCUCGACCUCCUCCGACGAUCAGGGAACCGCUGCUUCCAACACUUCCACCAACAGUGAUGGCAGCCAGACUUCCACUGGUAGCGACUCUGGAUCUAAUGCCGAGGCUACAGACGCCCCCACCAACGCUGCUCCCCGCAUCGCUUUCCCUACCGGCGCUGCUGGUGCACUCGGUCUUGCAGCCCUCAUGGUUCUGUAAAUGAACUGACUAUAACGACACGCCAUUGCUUGCGCUGCUCAACUGCCUCUUACGCUAAUGAUGUAUGGUGGUGAUGAUUACUGGGCCCUAAUGUAUAUGUUAUGACGGGUUAUGUUGUACUAAUGGCCAUUGGUAAAUACGCUUAGUGUCAAUAAUUAACUGAUACGAUCCUUACUACUUGUUCAUAAUUGCCCACGGAGAAGAUUAGACUUCUGUACACGAUAGAGUACAAGUGGUAUAUUUGUGCAAGGAUUGAUUCGAAACUGCCUUGAAAUCGUUUCCUGGGCUUUGACGCCCUAUGAGCUAAACAAAGUUCUCCGCUUAACGAGUCUACACUUGAAUCCAACUGGCGCCAGGGUCUCACUUGUUCUUUAUUAUUUUUGAGAUUCGCGC
Aspergillus nidulans FGSC A4 is the source of this 1450-nucleotide messenger RNA. RefSeq names its product CFEM domain-containing protein. The coding region runs from base 131 to 1057 and encodes 308 amino acids. Gene Ontology annotation, molecular function: metal ion binding. Gene Ontology annotation, cellular component: plasma membrane; extracellular region. The transcript has 4 exons. The record is from RefSeq and is a predicted model, not a curated record. Lineage: Eukaryota; Fungi; Ascomycota; Eurotiomycetes; Eurotiales; Aspergillaceae.